CCUGAGAUCCUAGAGACUAGGCAGUUCCGGCGGCGCCGCCUCCGCGCCCCGGCUCGGGCUGCAGGUGGAGGAGGAAGCUCCGCGCUCAGGGGGCGGGAAGCGGCGCUGGAGCCGGAGCUGCCGCAGCCAGGUUUCCAGAUGGACCUAAAUGUACUGAAAUGGCUUGUGACCUGCCCAGCUUAGAUACAUCUUGUCUCUUACUGUUAUAUUGCUGUGAUGGUGGAGAUGAUAAGUAGAAAUGAAUCCUGUACUGCAGGGCAGAUCCCUAUGUCCUACUUAACCUGCCUGGCUUACGUAUUGGAAGAAUGGACUGGUGUGGAGUACAUUGAGGACUAUCUGAAUUAUGUCGCCUAUCUUUUAUGGCUGUUUACACCGCUCAUAAUAGUUUUUCUACUUCCUGGGAUUAUUCUCCUCUUCCUCUACUUCUCUAUUAUUUUUCUUUAUAUUUAUAAGAGGAAGAAAGAGUUAAAGGAGGCUUAUUCCAAUGACUUCUGGGAUGGUGCAAAGAAAAUGCUAGCAGUUAUAUGGUAUGGACAUGCAAGAAUAUGGCAUGGUUAUGAAGUUCAUGGUCUAGAAAAAAUCCCAGAAGGACGUGGGCUUCUUAUUUAUUAUCAUGGAGCGACUCCUGUAGACUAUUUCUACUUUGUAGCCAAACUUCUUCUAGUGAAGAAUAGAAGCUGCUAUUCGGUAGCCGAUCACUUCGUCUUUAAAAUACCAGGUUUCAAACUGUUACUUGAAGUUUUUGGUGUUAUGCAUGGACCACAGGAAAGGUGUGUUAAAGUCCUGAAGAAUGGCAAUUUGGUGGCCAUCUCACCAGGUGGAGUUCGAGAAGCCCUCUUCAGUGAUGAAACAUACGUUCUCAUGUGGGGUAAUCGUAGAGGCUUUGCUCAGGUGGCUAUUGAUGCAGAAGCGCCCAUCAUUCCUAUGUUUACACAAAAUGUUCGGGAAGGAAUUAGGACAUUAGGAAGAAUAAAGUUAUUUAGGCGGAUGUAUGAAUAUUUUCGGUUGCCAUUUGUUCCUCUAUAUGGAGGGUUUCCAGUCAAAUAUCGUACAUAUAUUGGAGAUCCUAUCCCCUAUGAUCCAAAUCUAAAUGCUGCAGAAUUAGCUGAAAAGGCCAAGAAUGCAAUCCAGUCAUUAAUAGACAAGCAUCAGAAAAUACCAGGAAAUAUAUUUAGGGCUUUAAGGGAACGAUUUGAGACACAAGUGAAAGAAGAUUGAGGUCAUUUGUGUAACAAAGUAGACAUGUAUUUUCAAACUAUGUUUGUAACUUGUAAUUCUUAUUGAAAAGUGAUCUUCUAAAACUUAAUUAGGAAAUGAACAUUCUGUAUGACAUUCUUCUUUUUAAAUGUAAAUGUUUUCUGUAUAAUUUGAGAGACAAGCAAUAUUUCCUCUCCCUCCUUCCCCUACCAUCCCCCUAAGAUGAUUAGUAGGGGCCCAAACCUGCAUUCUGAAUCAGGUAAAAAAAA
Messenger RNA from Gavialis gangeticus (Gharial), 1466 nucleotides. It is a transcript of the gene TMEM68, whose product is annotated as transmembrane protein 68. Gene Ontology annotation, cellular component: membrane. The record is from RefSeq and is a predicted model, not a curated record. Bases 217 to 1218 code for a protein of 333 amino acids. The transcript has 8 exons. Gene Ontology annotation, molecular function: acyltransferase activity. Lineage: Eukaryota; Metazoa; Chordata; Crocodylia; Gavialidae.